Suillus fuscotomentosus is the source of this 375-nucleotide messenger RNA. RefSeq lists its product as uncharacterized. Lineage: Eukaryota; Fungi; Basidiomycota; Agaricomycetes; Boletales; Suillaceae. The record is from RefSeq and is a predicted model, not a curated record. The annotation marks the transcript as partial. The transcript has a single exon.
AUGGCCAUCCGUCGUUCGAAUACCGCACCUCAGGCUUUCGAAUUUCAAGUUCGACCUGGUCUAGCCAGGGCAAAAUCUACCGUAGAUGGCUUCAUUCCCCGCUUAGAUCAAACAUCGGUAGCCGCAUCAUCCCACCACGCCUUCGUGGCGACGGCGGCCUCCCCGCUUGCAUCCCCGCGUGAUAGAAAGGACCCAUUCAGUCUUACGGGGUUUUUUCCCGUCUCAUACGAGGGGGAAAAUUGGGAAUGGUUACGACAAGAGCAAACAUUUGAACCUGCUGAGGAUGAAGUACAAUCGGAGGGCUCGGUACGCGUCGUGGCUGAGGAUGAGAUAGAGGAGACAAUCAAAGGAGAGGAUAAAAUGGGCGUGUUAUCA